Molecule: messenger RNA, 2385 nt
Organism: Chironomus riparius
Lineage: Eukaryota; Metazoa; Arthropoda; Insecta; Diptera; Chironomidae
Source: the annotation of a GenBank genome assembly
AUGGCAAUGGUAAACAUGAGCAAUUUAAUAAAUGGAAAGGACUCGCGAUGGUUGCAACUUGAAGUUUGCCGUGAAUUUCAACGAAAUAAAUGUUCACGUCCAGAUACCGAGUGCAAAUUCGCUCAUCCACCAGCAAAUGUUGAAGUUCAGAACGGUCGAGUAACAGCUUGUUACGACAGCAUAAAGGCACGAUGCAAUCGUGAGAAACCUCCAUGCAAGUACUAUCAUCCACCACAGCACUUGAAGGAUCAAUUGCUGAUAAAUGGUCGUAAUCAUUUAGCAUUAAAGAAUGCUCUUAUGCAACAAAUGACCAUACCACAGAACAGUCAGACAAUUAUUACAAAUCAGAUGCAGCCAAUGACUGCAAACGCAUACAUAGCUAGUGUACCUGCUAGUACUCCCUACAAUCCAUAUUAUGCUGCUCCAGGACAAUUAGUACCUACAAUAAUUGGACCCGAUCCAUCAGCUCCACAAACAGCAGUUUCACAACAAAUUGGCCCAUGUGUUCCCCAAACAGUUCAGAUUCCACAACAACAUAAACUUCCACAACAUACUGAUAGAAUUGAGAUGGAUGUGAAGGCAAUUGGUUCGAUAUAUUAUGAAAACUAUUCUUAUCCUGGUAUGGUGUCUUACAACAAAAGGCCGGCAGGAGAAAAAACACCAACGACGGCAAUUCAAGUGUAUCCAGCGAAUACAAGUAAUUAUCAGCAAGUUAUGCACGUGCAACAGCCAUUUGUACCCGUCUCAUGCUCUAUUCUACAUUCACAAUAUUCACCUCACUUUCUUCCCAAUACUGUUCCUACUUGUUUCUAUUAUGAAUAGAGCAUUCCUUCAGAUGUAACUUAAUGUAUAAAGAUGGAAGAAUCAAGUAUAGGCCGACCAGAUAUUUUGCAGUCUAGUUAUUAAGGAUUUAAUCCAAUUUUUAAAUAAGUUUUUUUUUGAAUCAGAGGCUUUGGUCUCGGUAGGAUGUACCUUAAAGAAUCGAUAAUCAAGAGUUUAGGUAAACUCUUGAAUACAUCUAGUCAGUCUGAUUCUGUAAAAUAAUUUGAUUUAUUAAGAUAUGAAAUUUUGUGCGGAUAAAAAGAUUAGUAACUUACAUGCUAUUGCGUGGAAGUUUGGACAGGGUUGGGACUUAAAGUCUCAAAAAAAUGUAAUUUUCUUAUUGGGGAUGCUCUUAUCUAUAAAGAGCUUGGUAUGUACUUGAUAAACUUUCGAAUUAUGAUGCUCAGAUCUUGAUCAAAAGUGCGGAUCUAUUCAAACUGACUUGUGAUCAAUUAUGGUCAUUUGUGAUCAGUUUUUGGUCAUUUGUGAUCAAAUUUGAUCAUUUGUGAUCAGUUUUUGUUCAUUUGUGAUCGGUUUAGGGUCAUUUGUGAUCAGUUUAGUUCAUUUGUGAUCAGUUUAGGGUCAUUUGUGAUCAGUUUAGUUCAUUUGUGAUCAGGUUUGGUCAUUUCGAUUAUUACUGCAUCCCCGAUUUAGAUGCUGAGCUUAUUAAAUCGAAAAGUUAUUAAGCAUGGACCCAUAUCUUUGUAGAUUAGGGUUGUGUAUUUAAAAUUUUAAAAUCGGAAAAAUUGAGGAUUUUUGAACGAAAUUUUGAUACUUUUUGAAGACAUUCUUCUUAGAACUAGAGUUGCUUCGUUAAUUGAAGCUAAAAAUCAAGUGUAGCCCAUCUAACUUGGAAGGAAUUAAAAAUUAGACAAAAUUCUAUAAAAUCAUCAGCAUAAUUAACUUUUUUGACAGAUCUAAUCUUCAACAUCCAUCCAUAGCUAUCAAUCCAUCCAUAAACAGCCAUUUUCAGUCAUUUUUAGAAUCAUCAAAAAUUCCUCAGCCUAGGCAUCAAAAAAAUAAUAAGAAAAAAAAAUCUUCAGCUAAAGAUAUUGAAUUCGCUUCCAAGAUUCGAGUUAGCUUCAUCAAAAGCUCCUUUUUGUCGCUAAUUGAAUGCGAUUAAAGUUUAUAUACACAAGAAAAAUAAAAAUAAGAAAAUGACACACAUACAUAUAAAUAUAUAUUUAAUACUAAUAAUGAUGAAAAUGAUAUCAACGAAUUCACUUUAAUGAAUUAAAAAAAAUAUGAGAAAAACACACUCACACACACAAACACAAUUUAAAUAAAUAAAAAAAAAAUCUUUUUUAGUAAAGGAUGAUUAAAGUUUUUCAGAGCUCAUUUAUGAAUCACGAUAUAAAAAAAUUCCCUUUUAAUAUCAUUAUUAAUUCUCUUUUGAUAAAUUUUAAAAAAUUAAGUAUUAAAAUUUUUUUUUGUAUCUCUUUGAGAGUUUAUAGGGAGAUAAGUAGAAAGUAGAGAAGAAAAAUUUUGUGCAAUAAUCAAAAAAGAAAAAAAUUGGCAAAAAAAGUUGAAUUUCUUUAUUGUAAAUUUUUUUAGUCAAUAAGG